AUGGGGGACGCUCUUUUCUUUGGACUAACGCUUACUUAUUCAAUUCUGAUUGCUAUCAAUCUUAUCGGUAACGCUAUGGUCAUUCUCGUUGUUCUCCUGAACAAGUCCAUGCAAAGGCCAAUCAACUACUUGCUUGUAAACUUGGCUGCUUCGGAUAUGACUGUGGCGAUUUUUGCCAGCAUCCAAUUUCUCAUGGAGCCAACACUUGCUGAUGCUGAGCCAUUGACAGCAAUAUUUCUUUGCAAGUUUUUAACAGGUGGAACCCUGGGUUGGGUUGGUGCAGUAUGUUCUAUCUUCAAUUUAGUUGGCCUCGCCAUUGAGCGCUACUACGCUGUCAUUGUCUCUCACCGUCAUCGAGGCAAGCUUACAAGUGGCAGGUUAAGGGUGUUCAUUUUUGUCAGUUGGACGCUAGCUCUCAUUUGGGCUGGUCCUGGUUUCUUCAUAACUACUUAUAUAAAAGAAUCCCAAAUGUGUGGACAUCAGUGGCCAAAAGAGAUUUACGCUAAGAUGUACACAGUCGGAUGGUCGUUUGUAGCCGGUAUAAUACCUAUAGGAAUAAUGGGAUCAUUAUAUUAUAAAAUAAUAUACCGUCUUUGGUUCACUAAAGAAAAGGCCACGGAAGCUACUCAGAAGGCAAUGCUGCGGUAUAGAAAACGAGUUACAAAAAUGGUUAUAGCCGUAACAAUCAUUUAUGUACUCUGCUGGGGACCUGAACUUAUCAUUUACUUUCUUGGAUUUCUUGGUGUAUUUACAUUACAGGCCAUUCAUCAUGGAGUUGCCUUCGCUCUUAUUGUGUUUAACUCUUGUGUUAACCCUAUUGUCUAUAGUUUUCAAAGCAGUCAGUUCAGAACACAUCUCUUGUCUUUGAUUCGCUUUAGAAGACGUGAUAAUCGAGUGGUACAUCCAAUCAAUAGAUCCCACGGCUUUGCACUUAACUAA
This is a messenger RNA of Pocillopora verrucosa, 939 nucleotides long. Lineage: Eukaryota; Metazoa; Cnidaria; Anthozoa; Scleractinia; Pocilloporidae. The record is from RefSeq and is a predicted model, not a curated record.